Cervus elaphus (red deer) is the source of this 906-nucleotide messenger RNA. It is a transcript of the gene SFTPC, whose product is annotated as surfactant protein C. NCBI's taxonomy places the organism in Eukaryota, Metazoa, Chordata, Mammalia, Artiodactyla, Cervidae. Gene Ontology annotation, biological process: respiratory gaseous exchange by respiratory system. Gene Ontology annotation, cellular component: extracellular region; alveolar lamellar body. The transcript has 6 exons. The coding region runs from base 90 to 689 and encodes 199 amino acids. The record is from RefSeq and is a predicted model, not a curated record.
UGAGGGCUUGGCUGGCAGACAGGGGCUGGGUCUUCUACCUCUGUCCUAUGUCCAUGCUGGCACAUAUAAGACCCUAGUCCUGCUCAGAGAUGAGGAGGGAAGGUGUCUAUAGCAAGAUGGAUGUGGGCAGCAAAGAGGUCUUGAUGGAGAGCCCGCCGGACUACUCAGCAGUCCCCGGGGGCCGGCUCCGCAUCCCCUGCUGUCCCGUGAACAUCAAACGCCUUCUCAUCGUGGUCGUGGUUGUGGUCCUUGUCGUCGUGGUGGUCGUAGGGGCCCUGCUCAUGGGUCUUCACAUGAGCCAGAAACACACGGAGAUGGUUCUAGAGAUGAGCAUCGCAGGCCCGGAGGCACAGCAGCGCCUGGCCCUGAGUGAGCGCGUGGGAACCUCUGCCACUUUCUCCAUUGGCUCCACCGGUACCGUGGUGUAUGACUACCAACGGCUCCUGAUUGCCUACAAGCCAGCCCCCGGAACCUGCUGCUACAUCAUGAAGAUGGCUCCGCAGAGCAUCCCAAGUCUCGAGGCUCUCACUAGAAAAUUGCAGAAUCUCCAGGCCAAGCCCCCAGUGCCUUCCUCGAAGCUGGGCCCGGAGCAGGGCCAUGACGCCGGCUCAGCAUUCUCUGGGGACCUGGCCUUCCUAGGCAGGACCGUGAGCACCCUGUGUGGCGAGGUGCCCCUGUACUACAUCUAGGACUGGUCAGGGCCUCAGGAAGCCCCAAAGGGACAGCGAAGAUCCAGGAGCAAAGGGGUCUUGUGCAGACUGGCAGGAAGCAGAUCCUGUCGACUCCACUGGGACUGGCCCUGGAGAAAUGGGAGCUGUGGGGAGAGGUGGGCAGAGGAGAAGCAGCCCCUAGGGCCCAAGGGGGCUCCUACCAUCAAAGAUUAAAGCAUCCUGAUUGCAAAACGAA